UAGCAGAAGACCUGCAGAGUGUGUACAGACUCACCCUGAAGCCCACCAUGGCAUGGAGUAUAUCCACACUCUGUGUUCUGGCUCUGGCUUUGACCUGGUGCCUCCAAGUGACUGCUGUUAGGGUGCGCCGGAGCAACCAUGUCAGCAACAUCUGUAGCAUGUGGGGAAAAUUCCACUUUAAAACCUUUGAUGGAGAUUUCUACCAGUUCCCAGGCAUGUGUGAAUAUAACCUAGUCUCUGAAUGUCAUGGUCCAGUGCAGGGUUUCUCUGUGCAUGUGAAAAGAGCAGAGAGCACUGGGAACCCCCAAAUCACCAGAGUGCUGGUCACAAUCGGAGACAUGGUCAUUGGUCUCACCAAGAAUCUGGUUAUGGUCAACAAUGAUAUAGUAAAACUGCCACACUAUGUAGCAGGGGUGAUGCUUGAAGAGAACCCGAUCUACAUUAAACUUUACGCCAAACUGGGCCUCAGCGUCACGUGGAACAGAGAUGAAGCUAUCAUGGUGGAAUUGGAUAUUAAAUAUUCCAACCGAACCUGUGGACUUUGUGGAGAUUUCAACGGGGUUCCAGUUUUUAAUGAGUUUCUAAGUGACUCUCGUGUAAUUGGCUUCACUGAGUUCGGCAACAAGCACAGAAUCCACAACCCCAAUGAUUUCUGUGAAGACCCUUAUGAGGAAUUUGACGCUGAAACAAACAUUGUUGAAAAGUGCCAAUCAUUUCAAGAAGAAUGUUCCGAGCUUCUCGAGGAUAUUUCCUGGUCUUCCUGUAGGAAUUUUUUGAGUCCCGAGCCUUAUAUUCAAUCCUGCAUGAGGGAUAGGUGCAGCAGUCGCCCAGGGGACAUUGAGGACACUAUGUCUUUCUGCAACACUCUGUCUGAGUACUCGCGCCAGUGCUCUCAUGCUGGAGGAAGCCCACCCAACUGGAGAACACCAACCUUUUGUGCCGUGACCUGCCCAUUUAACAUGGAGUACUCUGAGAGUGGUUCUCCUUGUUUGGACACCUGCACGCACACAGAAACCAGCUCACUGUGUGAUGAACAUAAAAUGGAUGGCUGCUUCUGCCCACCUGGAACGGUGUUUGAUGAUAUCUCUGAGAGAGGCUGUAUCCAUCAGGAGCAGUGCCAGUGUAAGCACAACAAUGUGUAUAACCCAGGAGAGUUUCUGCUCAAGGACGAUGAAGAAUGUGUGUGUGAACAGGGACAGUGGAUCUGUGAAAGUUUGUCUACUUCCUCUGUAUGUGCUAUGGAAGAGGGUUCCCAUUUCAGUACUUUUGAUGGAAAAGAAUUCACCUUCCAUGGGAACUGCUAUUACGUCCUUUCCAAGGACUGUGUGGACUCAAAAUUUGUUAUUCUGGGACAGCUUGUUCCUUGCAUUGCCCAACAUACAGACACUUGCCUGAAAUCACUCGUAUUACUGAUCAACAAUGACAAGAGUAAUGCCUUGGUCAUCAAAGAUGAUGGGAUAAUAAGGCACAAUGGAGAUAUAGCACUUCCUUAUACCACCGCUGAAUUCACCGUAUUCAAACCAUCAUCCUUCCACAUCAUGCUGCAGACCACUUUUGGGCUCCAGAUCCAGGUACAGUUGGUUCCACUCAUGCAGCUCUACAUCACCUUGAAUCAGGAUUUCCAGGCUAAGACAUGUGGUCUGUGUGGUAACUUCAACAUGGUGCUGUUUGAUGAACUGACGACCCCACAAGGUGUCAUAGAAGGUACAGCCACAUCCUUUGCGAAUUCCUGGAAGGUUCAGUCCAAUUGUCCUGACCAAACUGAGAGUCUUGAUGACCCCUGCAGCUAUAGCAUAGACAGCGAGAGCUAUGCAGAACACUGGUGCUCAAAACUGAAACAGAAGGAAGGGGCUUUUGCCAAAUGCCAUUCUACUGUUAACCCAGAAAACUACUACAAGAGGUGUAAAUAUUCAAGCUGCGUGUGUGAAAAGAGCGAGGACUGUUUGUGUGCUGUUGUCUCCUCGUACGUUCGGGCAUGUGCAGCAAAGGGGGUGUUUCUGCAAGCUUGGAGAGACACAGUGUGUGAGAAAUACAGUAAAAGCUGCCCUGCUACCCAGACUUUCACUUACAAGGUUCAGCAAUGCCAGCGCACAUGCGAUUCCCUUAGCUUGGAACGUCAAGGCUGCAGCACUGACUAUGUGCCCGUGGAUGGGUGUUCUUGUCCAGAAGGGCUCUAUGAGAGUGAGAAUGGUGUGUGUGUGCCCAUGGACAAAUGCCCCUGCUAUUACAAUGGAGAGCACAUUAAACCUGGCAAGUCAAUCAACAUCAAAAAUGAUCACUGUAUUUGUACAAACGGAAAGCUUAACUGCCACUCCUGGAGGGAACGUAUUCAAGACUGUCCUGCUUCAAAAGUCUUCUUUAACUGCAGUACAGCAGGACCGGAUGAACAUGGGUUGGAAUGUGCACAAACAUGUGCACAAAAGAAUGUCGAUUGUUAUCUAGCAGAUUGUGAGUCAGGAUGUCAGUGUCCAGCAGGGCUACUCGACGACGGUCGCGGUUACUGUGUGAAAGAGCACGAGUGCCCUUGCAAACACGACAAUAGCUUUUAUGCUCCAGGUUCUCAAAUAAAAGACCAGUGUAACAAAUGCACUUGUAAGCGUGGCGAGUGGGAAUGCACCAAGAAUAAAUGCCCUGGAACUUGUACUAUAUAUGGCAGUGGACAUUACAACACUUUCGACAAGCAAAGAUUUGGAUUUAGUGGAGAUUGUAGUUACAUGGCUCUCCAGAACAAGUGUGGAAAUAAGACGGGGACAUUUCAUGUGAUCAGAAACGUGCCAUGUGGGACGACAGGGACAACUUGUUCCAAAGCUGUUCGGAUUCUAUUGGGAAGCACAGAACUGGAGUUAAGAGAUGGUGAAUUAACAGAAAGUGAAGCUACAAGUGGUGAAUCUAUUAAGUACAAUGUGAGAAAUGUGGGUCUUUACCUGGUCAUAGAGGCUGACAUUGGCCUAACAGUUUUGUGGGACCGUAAAACCACUGUCCGCAUUAUUCUUCAACCCCAGCAUAUGGGAGAGGUUUGCGGUUUGUGCGGGAACUACAAUGGAAAUGGGAAAGAUGACUUCACUACUCAAGGCUUGCUGCAUGUUUCCGAUGUUCUGGAGUUUGUAAACAGCUGGAAAUUACAAAGCCAGUGCCCAGAUGCUAAGCCAGACUUUGAUCCGUGUUUUGGAACACCUAACCGGCACACUUGGGCAAAACUGCAGUGCAGCAUCAUUAAAUCAGUCACUUUCAAAGACUGCCACAAUAAGGUGGAGUGGACACCAUAUUUUGAGAACUGUGUAAAAGACUCAUGUUCAUGUGACACUGGCGGGGACUGUGAGUGUUUCUGCACUGCUGUGGCAGCUUAUGCCCAAGCCUGUAAUGAAGCAGGAGUCUGUGUGGCCUGGAGAACACCAGAGAUCUGUCCUGUGUUCUGUGAUUACUACAAUAACCGCAAUGAAUGCACAUGGCACUACAGUCCUUGUCAUACACCAUGCUACAAAACCUGCCUCAACCCUGGUGGCAUCUGUACCAACCCUAUACCUCACAUGGAGGGAUGCUAUCCCAAAUGUCCAGUUGACAAGCCUAUUUACGAUGAGAAGAAUGAGGUUUGCGUUGAAAAAUGUAACGGAUGCUACAUCAAUGGAACAGAGUAUAACCCUGGGGACAAAAUACCAACUAAAAUACCAUGCCAUUCAUGUUUCUGUAAUACAAAUGGAAAAGAAGAAUGCGUUCCCAAACCUGGGUGCUGCUUUUACAAUGGAAAAGAAUAUAAUGACCAUGAUGUCAUAUACAAUGUAACGGACAACAUGGGAAUGUGCUACUAUGCUAUAUGCAUAAAUAGCACUGUCAUCAAUGGAAGCCAUCCCUGCCCAGAAACCACCACAUUACCACCAACUAUGUCAACAUCAGCCUCAUCUACAUCCACACAAAUCAGUACAACACAUAUAACUGAGCCAACAUCUACAACUGGAAGAACUACCAUAACAACAACUACUCCAGUAUCAACUUCCACAGGUACUACAGUCAUGGAAUCUACUACAACUCCAUGUAUAGUAUGUGAAUGGACUGACUGGAUCAAUGUGUAUGACCCAGUAAAAGGAGGUGGGGAUGAUUUAGAAACAUAUGAAAAUAUCAAGAAUGGUGGAAUCAAGAUAUGCGAACAUCCAAUAGAUAUUGAGUGCAGAAGUGUACAGAAUCCUCAUAUGUCACUGGAGGAGUUUGUACAAAGUACAGGCCAAGUUGUGCAUUGCAAUGUUUCAUUGGGUUUAGAGUGUGAAAAGAUGGAACAGACAUUUCGCCCCUACAAAUGUUUUGAUUAUGAAAUUAGAGUACGCUGUUGUAGAGAAUGUGAUUCAACUACACCUCCAAUUCCAAGUACAACAGUUGAAACUGAGCCGACAACUACAACUGGUACAACUACCGAAGCAACAACUACUACAGUAGUGCCAACAACUACAACUACAAUUUCAAGUACAACAGUUGAAACUGAGCCAACUUCUACAACUGGUACAACUACCGAAGCAACAUCUACUACAGUGGUGCCAACAACUACAACUCCAAUUUCAAGUACAACAGUUGAAAUUAAACCAACAUCUACAACUGGUACAACUACCGAAGCAACAACUACAACUACAAUUCCAAGUACAACAGUUAAAACUGAGCCAACAUCUACAUCUGGUACAACUACCGAAGCAACAACUACUACAGUGGUGCCAACAACUACAACUCCAAUUCCAAGUACAACAGUUGAAACUGAGCCAACAUCUACAACUGGUACAACUACCAAAGCAACAACUACUACAGUGGUGCCAACAACUACAACUCCAAUUCCAAGUACAACAGUUGAAACUGAGCCAACGUCUACAACUGGUACAACUACCAAAGCAACAACUACUACAGUGGUGCCAACAACUACAACUCCAAUUCCAAGUACAACACAUAUAACUGAGCCAACAUCUACAACUGGAAGAACUAGCAUAGCAACAACUACUACAGUGGUGCCAACAACUACACCUCCAAUUCCAAGUACAACAGUUAAAACUGAGCCAACUUCUACAACUGGUACAACUACCAAAGCAACAACUACUACAGUGGGGCCAACAACUACACCUCCAAUUCCAAGUACAACAGUUGAAAGUAGCACAACAUCCAAAACUGGACCAACAUCUACCACUAAAACAACCACCAAAUCAACAACUACUACAGUAGUGCCAACAACUACAACUCCUAUACCAAGUACAACAGGUAAAACUGAGCCAACUUCUACAACUGGUACAACUACAAGCAACAACUACUACAGUGGUGCCAACAACUACAACUGCAACAACUACUACAGUAGUGCCAACAACUACAACUGGUACAACUACAAGCAACAACUACAACUCCUAUACCAAGUACAACAGUUAAAACUGAGCCAACAUCUACAACUGGUACAACUACAAGCAACAACUACUACACUGGUGCCAACAACUACACCUCCAAUUCCAAGUACAACAGUUGAAACUGAGCCAACAUCUACAACUGGAAGAACUACCAUAACAACAACUACUACAGUGGGGCCAACAACUACAACUCCAAUUCCAAGUACAACAGUUGAAACUGAGCCAACAUCUACAACUGGUACAACUACCAAAGCAACAACUACUACACUGGUGCCAACAACUACAACUCCAAUUUCAAGUACAACAGUUGAAACUGAGCCAACGUCUACAACUGGUACAACUACCAAAGCAACAACUACUACAGUGGUGCCAACAACUACAACUCAAUUCCAACCAACAACUACAACUCCUAUACCAAGUACAACACUUGAAAGUAGCACAACACCUGAAGCUGGGCCAACAUCUACCACUGGAACAACCACCAAGUCAACAUCUACAACUCCUAUACCAAGUACAACAGUUGAAAGUAGCAAAACACCUGAAACUGGGCCAACAUCUACCAUUGGAACAACCACCAAAUCAACAACUACUACAGUAGUGCCAACAACUACAACUCCUAUACCAAGUACAACACUUGAAAGUAGCACAACACCUGAAGCUGGGCCAACAUCUACCACUGGAACAACCACCAAAUCAACAACUACUACAGUAGUACCAACAACUACAACUCCUAUACCAAGUACAACAGUUGAAAGUAGCACAACAAAUGAAACUGGGCCAACAUCUACCACUGGAACAACCACCAAAUCAACAACUACUACAGUAUCACCAACAACUACAACUCCUGUACCAAGUACAACAGUUGAAAGUAGCACAACACCUGAAACUGGGCCAACAUCUACCACUGGAACAACCACCAAAUUAACAACUACUACAAUAGUGCCAACAACUACAACUCCUAUACCAAGUACAACACUUGAAAGUAGCACAACACCUGAAACUGGGUCAACAUCUACCACUGGAACAACCACCAAAUCAACAACUACUACAGUAGUGCCAACAACUACAACUCCUAUACCAAGUACAACACUUGAAAGUAGCACAACACCUGAAGCUGGGCCAACAUCUACCACUGGAACAACCACCAAGCCAACAACUACAACUCCUAUACCAAGUACAACAGUUGAAAGUAGCACAACACCUGAAACUGGGCCAACAUCUACCACUGGAACAACCACCAAAUCAACAACUACAGUAGUGCCAACAACUACAACUCCUAUACCAAGUACAACAGUUGAAAGUAGCACAACACCUGAAACUGGGCCAACAUCUACCACUGGAACAACCACCAAAUCAACAACUACUACAGUAGUGCCAACAACUACAACUCCUAUACCAAGUACAACAGUUGAAAGUAGCACAACACCUGAAACUGGGCCAACAUCUUCCACUGGAACAACUACCAAACCAACAACUACUACAGUAGUGCCAACAACUACAACUCCUAUACCAAGUACAACACUUGAAAGUAGCACAACACCUGAAACUGGGCCAACAUCUUCCACUGGAAUAACUACCAAAUCAACAACUACUACAGUAGUACUUACAACUACAACUACUAUACUAAGUACAACAGUUGAAAGUAGCACAACACCUGAAACUGGGCCAACAUCUACCACUGGAACAACUACCAAAUCAACAACUACCACAGUAGUGCCAAAAACUACAACUACUAUACCAAGUACAACAGUCGAAAGUAGCACAACACCUGAAGCUGGGCCAACAUCUACCACUGGAACAACCACCAAAUCAACAACUACUACAGUAGUGCCAACAACUACAACUCCUAUACCAAGUACAACAGUUGAAAGUAGCACAACACCUGAAACUGGGCCAACAUCUACCGCUGGAACAACUACCAAAUCAACAACUACUACAGUAGUGCCAACAACGACAACUCCUAUACCAAGUACAACAAUUGAAAGUAGCACAACACCUGAAGCUGGGCCAACAUCUACCACUGGAACAACCACCAAGCCAACAACUACAACUCCUAUAACAAGUACAACAGUUGAAAGUAGCACAACACCUGAAACUGGGACAACAUCUACCACUGGAAGAACUUCCAAAUCAACAACUACUACAGUAGUGCCAACAACUACAACUCCAAUACCAAGUACAACAGUUGAAAGUCGCACAACACCUACGGUAUCAACAACGCAACAAACACCGACUCCACCUUCAGGAAGUACAACAACUGAAACUGAGUCAACAACUACCACUGGAACAACCACCAAACCAACAACUACUCCAUUCGUUACAACACCGACCCCAUCUACUGAAAGUUCAACAACAGAGUGUUUCUGCAUAAUAAAUGGAAAGCAAUAUAAACCAGGAGAAAAAAUAUUUGAAAAUUUUGACCUUGGCUCAGGUAUAUGUUUGACCAUGAUUUGUUCUAAUAGUUGUGUAAUAUUUAACACAACAACAAUAUGUCCUACAACACCACCACCACCACCACCUCCAGAAAAGAAUUGCACCGAAUGGGGAGUAUCUGAAAAUCAGACGUUCGAACUCUGUAACUGCACAAUAGCCAGGUGCAUUGAAAACAAUACUAUUGAGAUCCUCCCAUACGAAUGUCCACCUCUUCAAAACAUCACUUGUUCAAAUGGAAAAACACCCAUCUUGACGUCUGAUGAAUAUCACUGCUGCCAUCAACGUGUUUGUGACUGUUUUUGUGAAGGCUGGGGUGAUCCUCACUAUAGAACAUUUGAUGGACUGUUCUAUAGUUAUCAAGGAGAAUGCACGUAUGUUUUAAUGGAAGAAAUCUCUGCUAAGCACAAUUUAAAAAUUUACAUCGAUAAUGUCAAUUGCGACCCGGUUGAAGCUGUGUCCUGCCCGAGAGCUAUCAUUGUGUCCUACAAUGGUCUGGUGUUCACGCUGAAAAACCACAACCUUAUUGGAGCUGCGAAGCUAGAGGCUUUACUUGGGCGGACUACUCUGAAAUUACCAUUUGAGAAAAGGGGUGUGAGGGUGGUGAGCUCAGGAUUGAAUUUGAUCCUGGAGAUUUCACGUCUGAACGUUGUGGUGAUGUUUGGAGUCACUGGUUUUAGCGUUAACUUGCCAUUCCAUCAUUUUGGAAACAACACUCAAGGACACUGUGGUACCUGCAACAACAACCAGGCUGAUGACUGCAUGCUACCAGGAGGAAAGCUUGUAAAAGACUGUGCAGUAAUGGCAAACCAUUGGCAAGCUAAGGACCUGUUCAACCUUGAAUGCAAACCGCCACCAGUGGUUCCAGAAACAGCUGUACCAACAAAACCUCCUUGUCCAAUCAACACAGUGUGUGAGCUUAUGAAAAGCGAUUUGUUUAAGAAAUGUCAUGCCCACCUCUCCCCUGAAAACUACAUCACUGGCUGCCAGUUUGACAGUUGUCAUAUGAGCAACCCAGCUGUAGUCUGCACCAGCCUUCAGACCUACGCAAUCGCUUGCUCACAACUUGGUAUCUGCAUCAACUGGAGGAACCACACUGAUCAAUGCACUGUGACCUGUCCACCAGACAAAGUAUACCAACCUUGCGGACCUGCCGACCCCCCGACCUGCAAGGACAGGCCUGAAGACCAUUUCCUGAAUGUGACUACUGAGGGUUGUUUCUGUCCUGAUGGCAUGCACCUCUUUAGUAAAGAGUCAGGGGUGUGCGUUAAAAAGUGUGGAUGCUUGGACCCCUCAGGUGAAGGACGAGAGUUUGGAGAAGAGUUCCAGUACGGUUGUCAGGUCUGCGUCUGUGACGAGGUGUCUGAGUCCGUCAUCUGUAAACCAAAGCAGUGCAAUACCAACCAAGUGAUUUGCAACGAACCGGGAAUGAUUGUGGUCAACGUCACAGAUCCGACAGAUUCCUGUUGCACUAUUCUUACCUGCCACUGUGACAGCAGCACCUGUCCCAGCGUGAACGAUCAGUGUCCAAUCGGAUACAUUCCUGUUCUGAAAGUGCCUGAAGGGAAAUGCUGCCCUGAAUUCACAUGUGAGCCAAAGAAAGUUUGUGUCCAUAAAGGACUGGAAUAUGAGCCUGGUACUUCAAUCCCGGUAGUUGAUUGCCAGGAGUGUACGUGCACCUGGACUGUGGAUUCGAAAACACAACUCUACAAAGUCCAGUGUGGAUUCGUGACUUGCAAUGAGAUAUGUGAACCAGGAUACACGUAUGUCGAAUCAAACACCGAAUGCUGUGGAAAAUGCGUAAAGACCAAAUGCAUCCUCAACCACAAUGGGACACUACACACAUUGAAGAGUGGAGCAGAAUGGAGUCCUCCAAAUGAUUCUUGUAACAAGUACAUCUGCACAUUGAUUGAUGGAGAAUAUGUUGCCACUAGCUACACGAUCCAGUGCCCACCAUUCAAUAUCGCCAACUGCCAGGCUGGUACCUUGCAGCUUUCUGCUAAUCGCUGCUGCCCAGUGUGUGUGGAGAAGGACAAGGGAUGUAAAGUACAGACCACUAUUGAUUACAUCAGUCACAACAACUGCCGCUCAAAGACCACAGUGCCUCAAACACACUGUCAGGGACAUUGUAACAGCUACAGCCAGUACACGGAGUUUGGCUCUUCGUCCUGUAGCUGUUGCCAAGCGAGCCGUACCAGUAACCGCACAGUGAGUCUGGACUGCCUAAAUGGAGAUUCAAUAUCCCACACCUACUUCCAGGUGGAGGCAUGCAGCUGUGGCCAGACUAAGUGUCUGUCAAGCACCCAGGACACACAGCCUUACAUAGUAGAUACUCGCCGGAAACGCAGCUCCAGGAUCCCCUAAAGAUGUCCUGUGACAACUAUAACAUAAAAACACAAGUCACAAAGAACUCCUUAUUUAACAAUUUUUCUCAAAGAUAGUCAGAAAAGCUUUUAAGUGCUUCAUGAUGAUUGUUUUCCAAUGAUUGCUUUACUUCUAUUUUAAGUAUAUAUUUAGCUUUUAAAUAAAGUGCAAUUUCAAAAGA
Silurus meridionalis is the source of this 10338-nucleotide messenger RNA. Its product is annotated as mucin-2-like. The record is from RefSeq and is a predicted model, not a curated record. Gene Ontology annotation, cellular component: extracellular matrix. Gene Ontology annotation, molecular function: protein binding. Lineage: Eukaryota; Metazoa; Chordata; Actinopteri; Siluriformes; Siluridae.